AUGAAUGUGAAUAAGAGACCACAAUCGAAUAGAGGCCCACUGCUUGUCAAAAGAAAUAGAAGAACCGAUGAUUACAACGAUUUCUUCGAGUCACAAGAUAUAUGGAAGAAUCUCAAUAAAAUAAGAAAGUACAAUAAAAAAGCAGACUCCCCUUUAAAAAACAGUCGAAUCUUCAUAAGAGUAGCACCAAACAUGGAUAUAAAUAAUUUGAAAGGGUGCAUAGAAGCUUUAACUGAAUAUGUAGACCCACAAAAACUGUUUUUACAAAGGAGUAAAAGUCCACAUCUACCCUCUCAUAUAGUGCUACAAAAUUUUAGCGUUCUGGAUGGUUGCUUGGUACUAUCUGUUCUGUUAUCAUUGAAAGACAAAGGUUGGGGUUCAAAGGUUAAUAAGGAUUAUUACAAGAUUCCAAGAGAAUCCAUCAUUGGAGGAAGCAUAUAUUUACCAAAAAAUUGUAUUCUCCGGGAUUCCUCAUUUCAAAAAAGGUUUAAUCGUCAUCCUGGAUUUCAAAUGUCAGAAUCCAAAUAUAAUGUCAUAUCUACAUUCAAGGAAGUUCGAAUCUCUCUACAGAAAAAUUCCAGUUUGUCACACUUUAUUUUUGGUGUAGCCUCAUUCUUGUCGACUCUGGCUUUUGGCAAAGGCAAUAAAAACAUGAACAGACAAUUCGAAAUAGCGUCUAAUGGAUUUGGGAAAAGACAAAAUGCGUUUUUAAAUGAAAUUCCAUUUGUGAACGAAGUUCUAUUUGACAUUGAUCUUCUGAUGAAGACAAAUCGUACUAUUGUUGAAGAAUCCAACAAACAAUUGCAGGAACACGUAAGAACUUUGCACAAAUUCAACGAAGCUUCGGUGGAAGCUACUACUGAUUCCAUAAAACCUGUUACUGCCAGUCAAAAGAGCGCUAGUAACCGUACGACGUCUUCCUCUCGUUACGAUAAUGUCAAUUCUAUACCGUCAAGUAGAGAAAGAACUCCCUUAGCAUCAGCUUCAGCACAAGGUAACAAACCGGGAUAUUUGACACAAGAACAAAUCAAAGACCACUGCUCGGCUACCAUCAAAGCAUCUACAGAACUCGUAAAGACCAAAUCAGCCUAUCAAAUAUUCAAAGUUUAUGUGAAAUAUCCUAAACAAACAUACAUAGAGAAAAUAUUCGAGCGGCUGGAUGAACUGAGGUGUAAAACGAACUGUAACAUUGUCGUACUAAACUUGAAUAACUUGUAUGAAUCAGAACCUUGGUUUAAGGCCCUGGACAUCUCGAAAUACACAACUGUUACGCAAGCUCCCCACCCCAGUACCGUGAGAGUUGUGAGUAUCGGUGGUGUCAGUGAGUAUAUCGUCCAAGCGUUAGAUUUAAUAGCCAAAAUGUUAGAUUCUUAA
Molecule: messenger RNA, 1374 nt
Organism: Kazachstania africana CBS 2517
Lineage: Eukaryota; Fungi; Ascomycota; Saccharomycetes; Saccharomycetales; Saccharomycetaceae
Gene: SNU56
Product: Snu56p
Exons: 1
Coding region: 1-1374 (457 amino acids)
Biological process (GO): mRNA splicing, via spliceosome
Molecular function (GO): mRNA binding
Source: RefSeq, a predicted model, not a curated record